AUGCCUAAUGGUUUCUUCAGGCUUUGGUCAAUGACCAUGCGCUUCAGUUGGUCUCAGACACGGGCUUCUUGGGCGGAAGCAGAGCAGCUCAAUCCGCCUGUCGCGGACGUGAAAGCGGCUCAUUGCCCCUUGAUCCAGGGGAAGGUGUUGAAUGAGAGUACGGGCCAGUUUCCAACAGCCGACCGAGACGGCCUGCCUGAAAUGUCCCGAGGUUUGGGGUGUCAUUGCGACCUUCUGGAUACGUGGAGUGAUGGCAGCGGGGUUUCCCCGGACACGAUCAGAUUCCCAGAAGGUGAGACAGUAUCCGAACUCCCACGUCUCACCAAGAAAACCGAUGAUUCUGGGGAGCGACUUGGAAGUUGCGAUGCUCACUUGUCGGCCUUGAGUGGAGAGAUUCGCUAUUUGCAAGAUGCUCUUGAUAGAGCCCUUCUGGAGAACAAACAUUUGCGUGCGAUCUUGAAAAGGCAAAAUUUGAUCGUAGAGCCUGAUGAUGAUGCAGAGGCACCCGAAUCUACGGAGCCAUCGAUGAAGGGUGAAUCAGCCAAACGCCUACCCAUGUUGUUGAGAUCGCCAACACCAGGGGGAUUGACAGAGGAUGCACCUGAGGUGCCACAGGGAAACAGGAGAGAUUGGCGUGGAUGUGUGGCGCAAGUGCUGGAAUUUGGUCCGCCUAUUGUCAUAGUACUGAAUUCCAUCACUAUCGCUUUUGACGAUGUCAUUGCAGAUAAGAGCACCAAGAAUCUCAUCGAGUCACUUUUUGCUGGCUUGUAUUUCAUUGAAUUCCUGCUGAAAAUUAAGCUCCUGGGCUGGCGUGGUUACUUCUGGGAGGACAACUGGCAAUGGAAUUGGUUUGAUUUCAUUUGCCUUUUGUGCGCGCUGUUGGAGUUUAUUGCCCUUGUGGUGUCACUUCUUGGCAUGGAAGCUGCAGCCUUCUUGGAUGAUGUCACAGUGGUGAGGGUCUUCCGUUUGGGUCAACUUAUGCGGACGGUGCGUGUGCUGAAGUUCAAGAUGUUCAGUGAGUUGCGGCAAAUCACCAUGGGCAUCAUGAACGGUUGUGAGGUGCUUUUCUGGGCGGUGGUUCUUCUCUUUGCCGUCAUCUAUGUCUUUGGUGUCCUGAUGCGGAACAUUGUUGGAGGUGCCAUGGAUGAGUUCAAGAACAUUCCCAACUCAAUGUUUACCCUCUUCCGUUGUUUCACUGAUGGUUGCUCAGCCUAUGAUGGAGCUCCCUUAGCUGAACGUUUGAGGGAGAUGUAUGGCACACCUUUCACGGUGGGCUAUGUUUGCGUCACCAUGCUGGUUGCCAUUGGCAUUUUCAAUAUGAUUAUGGCAAUUUUCCUUGAAAAUGCUACAACCUCAGCUGCCCAUCGGAAACAAAAGGAACUGGGGGAAAAGGCUGAUGCAACAGAGUUGGCUAUCCGAAAAGCCAUUGUGCAGAUGGUGGACCCUUCUGUCAUGGAGAGGGCUGGAGACCGUGGCACUUUGGGCUCCAGGGUCACCCAAUUUCUGGAUGCCCGAGCCCAGAAAUCCUUCAGAAAGCAGUCGAUGGGACAGAGUGCUGUACUCUUCUGGCGGGCUCAGUAUGAGCUCCUGCAAAACAGUGGCGUCACUGUCGAUCGGAGAACCUUUAUGCAAUGGCUUCAAGAGCCAAAUUUCCUGCAAGUGCUGGAGAAUGCAGAUGUUGAUGUCUCCAAUAAGUUCGACUUGUUUGAUGUUCUUGAUGCUGACAUGGGUGGCAAACUUGAGUUGGACGAGGUUGUUACUGGUCUCAUGAAGCUCCGUGGGCCUGUUUCCAAGAGUGAUUUGGUGGCCAUGAGAUUGCAAGUGCGCCUGUUGACCCAGAAAGUCAUCGCAGAUUGA
This is a messenger RNA of Cladocopium goreaui, 1857 nucleotides long. The record is from the annotation of a GenBank genome assembly. Lineage: Eukaryota; Dinophyceae; Suessiales; Symbiodiniaceae.